AUGGCCCCUAGAAUCCUACUCUGCGGCGACGUUUUUGGCCGCCUUAACCAGCUCUUCAAGCGCGUCUCAUCGGUGAACAAAUCGGCCGGUCCAUUCGACGCCCUCUUGUGCGUCGGCCAGUUCUUCCCCGACUCACCGGAGCUUCUUGAUGAUUUUAUGUCAUACAUUGAAGGCGCCUCUCACAUUCCCCUCCCAACGUACUUCAUCGGCGACUACGGUGUCGCCGCUCCUAAAGUUUUGAUGGCGGCCACUAAGGAUUCUGCCAACCGUGGUUUCAAGAUGGAUGGUUUCAAGGUUUGCGAUAAUUUCUAUUGGUUGAAAGGCAGUGGCAAGUUCAACCUCUUCGGGUUAUCUGUCACCUAUUUAUCUGGUAGGAAAUCAUCAAAUGUUCAGCAGUUUGGAACUUUUAGUGAAGACGAUGUUGAUGCUUUGCGUGCAAUAGCUGAGGAACCUGGAGUUGUUGAUUUGUUCUUGACUAAUGAAUGGCCAAGUGGGGUUACAAAUGGAGCAGCUGCUUCAGACAUUCCUGCUGAAUUCUCGGAAUCUAGCGGCAGUGAUUCAAUCAUAUCAGAGUUAGUACAAGAGAUUAAACCACGCUAUCAUAUUGCAGGUUCUAAAGGUAUAUACUAUGCCCGCGAACCAUAUUCCAAUGUUGAUGCCGUGCACAUUACCCGUUUCAUUGGGCUUGCAUCUGUUGGAAAUAGAGAUAAGCAGAAAUUUAUUCAUGCAAUUUCUCCAACACCUGCAUCCACCAUGUCUUCAACUGAGAUUGCCAUGAAAACCACAAAUACUACCUUAUCACCAUACACGUCUACAAAGGAAAAAGCUUCUCCUAAUGACACUGCAAAGAGACCUGGUGACUCUGAUUCUCAACAUUGGAGAUAUGAUGUUUCACAAAAACGGCAGAAACAUGACGCUGGAGAUAAGUUAUGUUUCAAAUUUGUAUCUUCUGGCUCUUGUCUACGGGGAGACACAUGCAAUUUCCGACAUGACACAGAUGCAAGGGAGCACUGUUUGAGAGGUGUUUGUUUUGAUUUUUUGAACAAGGGAAAAUGUGAAAGGGGUCCAGAUUGCCGCUUUAGGCACAGCUUGCAGGAUGAAGGUGAUAAGCAUCCUUCCAGGAAGCCUGGAUCAGAAAAUACAAGGUCUAGCAGAUCAAGAGAAUGCUGGUUUUGCUUGUCAAGCCCCAAUGUGGAGUCACAUUUAAUCAUAAGCAUCGGGGAAAAUUACUAUCUAGCACUGGCUAAAGGUCCACUUGUUGAAGACCACGUGCUGAUAGUACCUGUUGAGCAUAUGCCAAGUACUUUAUCUUUGUCUUCUGAAUCUGAAGCUGAGCUCAUACGAUUUCAGAACAGUCUCAAGAGAUGUUUCAAGAACCAAGAAAAGGAAGUCAUAUUUUUUUGA
Lathyrus sativus (Indian pea) is the source of this 1404-nucleotide messenger RNA. NCBI's taxonomy places the organism in Eukaryota, Viridiplantae, Streptophyta, Magnoliopsida, Fabales, Fabaceae. The record is from the annotation of a GenBank genome assembly.